AUGUUGUGCAGUCUUGAUAAGUAUGGAGCAGGAGCUGAGGUGUCAAUUAAUGGAGACGUGUACAGCUACGGCAUCCUCAUACUGGAGAUGUUCACGGGGAAGAGGCCCACCAAUAACAUGUUUGGUGAUGGACUGAACCUUCAUUCCUUUGCUAAGGCAGCUUUACCGGAGCAGGCUCCUCAGAUUAUUGAUCCUGUCCUGCUUGGGGAGAGCCAAAACAAGGAUGACAGUCGAGGCAUCAGGAGAAGCCAGAGGAGCCACGAGAGGCUCCUUAAGAUUCAAGAGUGUUUGGUAUCAAUCGUGGAAGUAGGAGUGGUCUGUUCUUCUGAAGUUCCGACCGACAGAAUGAGCAUGGGCAAUGCUGCAGCUGCUCUGCAAGCAAUUCGGAAUAAGCUUCUUGGAAGCUGAGGAAAUUGAAGACAAUCCAAAUGGGAGCACGAUUCAUGGCAUUCGAAGUAUUGUGUAGAUGAUAUCUAAAGAAGUGUACCUUCACAUCGCUGGUCCAAUGGCUUUGUUCAGGAGUUUCUAUAGUUUCUCAAAUUUGUAUGCAUGAACUCUGUCGCAUUGUUACUUUUUGGA
Messenger RNA from Punica granatum (pomegranate), 579 nucleotides. The record is from RefSeq and is a predicted model, not a curated record. Lineage: Eukaryota; Viridiplantae; Streptophyta; Magnoliopsida; Myrtales; Lythraceae.